Messenger RNA from Penicillium maclennaniae, 1287 nucleotides. RefSeq names its product putative monooxygenase. Gene Ontology annotation, molecular function: monooxygenase activity; FAD binding. The transcript is spliced from 7 exons. Gene Ontology annotation, biological process: secondary metabolite biosynthetic process. The record is from RefSeq and is a predicted model, not a curated record. Bases 1 to 1287 code for a protein of 428 amino acids. NCBI's taxonomy places the organism in Eukaryota, Fungi, Ascomycota, Eurotiomycetes, Eurotiales, Aspergillaceae.
AUGGUUCCAGAAGAAGCGCGUCUACGCGUGGUCAUCGUCGGAGCUGGUCUCAGCGGCAUUGCCACAGCAAUUUCUUCAGCUCUUUCUGGUCACUCGGUCACAGUUAUCGAACAGGCAAAGCAACUGGCAGAGGUCGGGGCAGGAUUGCAAAUCACUCCCAACGCAGCUCGUCUUUUGAAGUACUGGGAGCUCUCCGCUUCACUAUGGGAAGCAGCUGCCGAGCCUACUAAGUUGACUGUUCAUCGUUAUUCAGGCCAGGUCCUGGCCCACGAUAGCAACUUUGAUAAGAACAUUCGCGCCAAAUACGAUGCGCCCUUUGUGGAUUUGCAUCGUGGGGACUUGCAACUGGCUCUGUUUGCGCGGGCAAAGGAUCUGGGUGUGACUUUCCAUUUUGGCGAGAGAAUCGAGCGGAUUGAUUUCGACACGACGGUCGUGCACUCCGUGGCGGGAAAGACCUUCUCUGGCGAUUUGAUAGUCGCUGCGGAUGGGCUGUGGUCCCAGUGUCGUGAGGCGUUUGUGGGGAAAAAAGACGAACCCAUUCCCACUGGAGAUCUUGCCUAUCGUAUUGUUUUGACAGCCGAUCAGAUCUCUGAUCCGGAUCUCAAGGCACUGGUGGAGAAUCCUGAAGUGCAUUUCUGGAUUGGACCUGGAGCUCAUGCGGUCGGUUAUUCGCUGCGCGGCGGCCAAAUGUACAAUAUCGUACUGCUGGUGCCGGAUAACCUGCCUCCGGGUGUUUCAAAGCAGGCUGGAUCUGUGGAGGAGAUGCAGAAGCUGUUUGUUGGUUGGGAUCCCAUUCUGAACAAGUUCCUCACAUAUGUGACCAAUGUGGACAAGUGGAAGUUGAUGCACCAUGGCGAAUUGGAAAAAUGGGUGAACGAUACUUCAAAUCUGGUCUUUAUUGGUGACUCUUGUCACCCCAUGCUCCCAUACUUGGCACAAGGUGCCAACUCUUCCCUUGAAGAUGGCGCUGUUCUUGGCCUUUUGCUGGGACACAUGACGGACAAGAAGCAACUGCCUCGUAUAUUGCGCCUUUACGAGAGUCUACGCAAGUCUCGAGGUGAGGCAAUUGUACGCGAAACAUUCAAACAGAGACAUGACUUCCAUAUGGAAGAUGGCGAAGAGCAGAAGAAACGUGAUGAGCUCUUCCUCUCACAACUUGGAAAGGAGAUCAAGGGCCACUUCCCCAGCCGAUGGACAUGCCCUGAGGUCCAACCCUGGCUGUAUGGAUACGACGCCAUCAAGGAAGUCGAGAAAGCUGUGACAGAGAACCCCGAUCUAUUCUCAUAA